AUGGCCUUUGUCGAUGACAGAGAGGAUAUCUACUCGUUUGCUUUGACUGCAGUCAGCAAGUUGUUGAAGAAGAACAACAUCGACCCUGCAUCCAUUGGUCGUCUCGAGGUCGGUACCGAGACCUUGUUGGACAAGUCCAAGUCGGUCAAGUCUGUGUUGAUGCAAUUGUUUGGCGACAAUGCUGAUAUCGAGGGUGUUGACACUAUUAACGCUUGUUAUGGUGGUACCAAUGCCCUUUUCAACGCUAUUAACUGGGUCGAGUCGUCGUCUUGGGACGGUAGAAACGCCAUUGUCGUUGCUGGUGAUAUCGCCAUUUACUCCAAGGGUGCUGCUAGACCUACGGGUGGUGCAGGUGUUGUUGCUUUGUUGAUCGGUCCUGACGCUCCUUUGGUGUUCGACCCUGUUCACGGUUCUUACAUGCAACACGCUUACGAUUUCUACAAGCCCGAUCUCACUUCUGAGUACCCAGUUGUCGACGGUCACUUCUCUUUGACCUGUUACACUCGUGCUUUGGACCAAGCUUAUAAAAGCUACAACAAGAAGGCUGAGAAGAGACACUUGUUUACCGCAUCUGAGGAGAAGCAAGGAAUCAAGCGUUUCGACUACAGUGUUUUCCACGUUCCUACCUGUAAAUUAGUCUCCAAGUGUUAUGGUCGUUUACAUUACAAUGACUACCUGGAGAACCCUGCUGCCUUUGCCGAUGCUGAGAUCCCUGCUGAGGUCAAGUCUGUUGACUACGAGGCCUCUUUGACCGACAAGGUUGUUGAGAAGACUUUCUUAAAUAUUGCUAAGGAUGCCUCUAAGACCAGACUCGCUCCUUCUCUUAUCGGACCUACCAACACCGGUAACAUGUACACUGCCAGUGUGUACUCUUCCUUGGCCUCCUUACUGACCUUUGUUCCUGCUGACGAGCUUGCUGGCAAGAGAGUCUCGUUGUUCUCUUACGGUUCUGGCCUUGCCUCGUCGUUCUACUCCCUUGUCAUCAAGGGCGACAUUGCUCCUCUUGUCAAGAACCUCGAGUUCAAGAAACUCCUCGAUGACCGCACCACCGUAACUCCCACCGAGUACGAGGCCGCUCUCGCUCUCCGUGAGAAGGCCCAUCUCCAAAAGUCGUUCAAGCCCACCGGCUCCGUUGACGCCCUCCGCGAGGGCACCUACUACCUCACCGAGGUCGACGACAAAUUCAGACGUUCAUACGCCGUCAAGAACUAA
Molecule: messenger RNA, 1212 nt
Organism: Sugiyamaella lignohabitans
Lineage: Eukaryota; Fungi; Ascomycota; Dipodascomycetes; Dipodascales; Trichomonascaceae
Gene: ERG13
Product: hydroxymethylglutaryl-CoA synthase
Exons: 1
Coding region: 1-1212 (403 amino acids)
Biological process (GO): acetyl-CoA metabolic process; ergosterol biosynthetic process
Molecular function (GO): hydroxymethylglutaryl-CoA synthase activity
Source: RefSeq, a predicted model, not a curated record